Onthophagus taurus is the source of this 632-nucleotide messenger RNA. RefSeq names its product Dynein light chain 90F (gene Dlc90F). Gene Ontology annotation, biological process: microtubule-based movement. Gene Ontology annotation, molecular function: dynein intermediate chain binding. Gene Ontology annotation, cellular component: cytoplasm; cytoplasmic dynein complex. The record is from RefSeq and is a predicted model, not a curated record. NCBI's taxonomy places the organism in Eukaryota, Metazoa, Arthropoda, Insecta, Coleoptera, Scarabaeidae.
ACCAAUGGAAACGCUGAAUAUCGAGCAAGACGUACAAGAAGAGGGACAGUUCGUUGUUGACGAUGUAAGUAAAAUUAUAAAAGAUGCCAUCGAAACGGUUAUUGGGGGUAACGCGUAUCAGCAAACCAAAGUAAAUAAUUGGACCACGGCUGUAGUUGAAGCAUGCACAUCAGCAUUAACUAAACUAAUGAAACCUUACAAAUACAUUGUCACUUGCACUAUAAUGCAGAAAAAUGGGGCUGGAUUGCAUACGGCGAGUUCUUGUUAUUGGGACAACAACACAGACGGAAGCUGCACUGUACGUUGGGAGAAUAAAACCAUGUUUUGCAUCGUAUCUGUGUACGGUUUAGCUAUCUAAAUGUUAUGUCGCUAUUAUUAUUAUUAAUAGGCAAAAGUAUUUUUUUUUAAUUUCCACAUUCUAAGUCUCUAUCUUAAUUUAAUUUACAAAAGUUUUUUUUUUUUUUGAUAUUUAAGUAUUAAAAUUACAUGUUUCUUUAUCUCAUUUAAUCAAAAUGUGACCGAAGUAAUACUUAAAGUAAAAAAGAUGUUGGAUGAUUUAUGUGUUAUAUUUCCAAGUUGUAAGUAUUGAUAAUCGAUUUUUUUUUAUUAAAAAGUGAUAUGCUAAUAGGGUU